Mus musculus (house mouse) is the source of this 7765-nucleotide messenger RNA. It is a transcript of the gene Marf1, whose product is annotated as meiosis regulator and mRNA stability 1. Gene Ontology annotation, cellular component: peroxisome. The record is from RefSeq and is marked validated. Gene Ontology annotation, molecular function: RNA binding; nucleic acid binding; RNA nuclease activity. Gene Ontology annotation, biological process: regulation of gene expression. Lineage: Eukaryota; Metazoa; Chordata; Mammalia; Rodentia; Muridae. The transcript is spliced from 27 exons. The coding region runs from base 191 to 5401 and encodes 1736 amino acids.
GCGGAAGUGGAGGGAGCGCUUGGCGGCGGCGGCGGGAGCUGCGGAGUCGGGAAUCAAAAUAAAGGGCCUGGGGGGGGUGGGGGGUAGGCGGCGGUGUCGGAAUGUGAGCCAAGAAGGAGCUAGUGGCUGAGGGUGGAAGAAAGAGAAAAGAAAGAUGAAAGAAUGUUGAACCAUAUUGUCUGGCUAUGUGAUGGAAGGGAAAGGAACUGAGAACCCUUGCAGCAGAACACUUGGAUGGUUUCACCAAGAUAAUGAUGCUAAGCCGUGGCUUUGGAAAUUCUCUGGUUGCUUUUCUCGUCCCGAGCAGACAUUGCCUCUUAGUUCCCAAACGAAAGAGUACAUGGAGAACAAGAAAGCUGCUGUGGAGUUAAAGGAUAUACCAUCUCCCCUUCAUGUUGGCUCUAAAUUUUUCCCAGCAGUCCCACUUCCUGAUAUUCGUUCUCUUCAGCAACCUAAAGUACAGCUCUCAGCUAUUCCCAAAGUAAGCUGCUGUGCUCAUUGCCCUAAUGAACCCUCCACUUCACCCAUGCGUUUUGGUGGUGGCAGUGGCAGUAGUGGAGGUUCUGGGAGCUUGAUUCACACGGGCUCACUCUUAGACUCACCAAGCACUGGGACAGUCACGUGUCAAGUAGGGUCAGGUUUUGCUUUCCAGUCCGUGUCUUCACUGCAGAAUGCCUCCACUAGGAACAACUUGGUGGGCCUUUCAAGUGACUUCCCCAGCAUGUGUGUAGAGAGUAACCUACCUUCCUGCAAGCACCUGUCGUGUUGUGGGAAGCUCCAUUUCCAGUCAUGUCACAGUAAUGUACACAAGCUGCAUCAGUUCCAGAAUCUUCAGGGCUGUGCCUCUGCUGGCUAUUUCCCCUGUUCCGAUUUCCCAAGUGGGGCUCCUGGGCAUUUGGAAGAGCGCCUUUCCCAUUCAGAGCUUACACCUCACUUGUGCACCAACUCUCUUCACCUAAAUGUGGCACCUCCGGUUUGUUUAAAGGGCUCACUUUACUGUGAAGACUGUCUAAACAAGCCAGCAAGAAAUAGUAUAAUUGAUGCUGCUAAAAUCUGGCCAAAUAUACCACCUCCAAGUACUCAGCCUGCACCUCCAGCUAUUCCUGUGUGUAAUGGCUGUGGAACAAAAGGCAUGGAAAAGGAGACCUCAUUGUUGUUGGCAACCAGUCUAGGCAAAACUGCUUCGAAAUUUGGGUCACCAGAAGUUGCAGUCACUGGACAGGUGCUGGAGACCCUCCCCCCCAUUGGCGUUUUCUGGGAUAUUGAAAACUGCUCAGUCCCCUCUGGCCGGUCAGCAACAACUGUUGUACAGAGAAUCCGUGAGAAGUUUUUUAGAGGACACAGAGAAGCAGAGUUUAUCUGUGUGUGUGACAUCAGUAAAGAAAACAAGGAAGUUAUUCAAGAGCUGAAUAAUUGUCAGGUAACCGUUGCUCACAUAAAUGCUACUGCAAAGAAUGCUGCUGAUGAUAAACUCCGUCAGAGCCUGCGAAGGUUCGCAAACACGCACACUGCUCCAGCUACUGUGGUUCUUGUGUCAACUGAUGUCAAUUUUGCGUUGGAACUCAGUGAUCUUAGGCACCGGCACGGUUUCCACAUCAUUUUGGUACAUAAAAACCAGGCCUCUGAAGCCUUGUUACAUCAUGCUAACCAGCUGAUCAGAUUUGAAGAGUUCAUUUCUGAUCUCCCCCCUCGGUUACCACUGAAGAUUCCUUGCCACACUCUACUCUAUGUUUAUAACCUGCCAGCAAAUAAAGAUGGCAAGAGCAUCAGCAACAGGCUCAGGCGCCUCUCUGAUAACUGUGGUGGCAAGGUGCUGAGUAUCACAGGCUGCAGCGCAAUUCUCCGCUUCAUAAACCAGGACAGUGCAGAGCGGGCCCAGAAGCGAAUGGAAAAUGAAGAUGUCUUUGGCAACAGGAUCAUCGUGUCCUUUACUCCAAAACAUAGAGAAUUCUUUGAAGCCAAGAGUUCAAAUGCUAUUGCCGACAAAGUGAAGUCUCCCAAAAAAGUUAAGAACACAAAAUUGUGCCUCAUCAAAGACACAAGUGAACAGUCACCCAGUGUCAAAGCCAUGCCAGGGAAAGUGUUGCAGGCAAAUUCUGGAUCUGCUACAAAAACCACAAACAUUAAAAGUUUACAGGAGCUGUGCCGAAUGGAGUCAAAGUCUGGCAAUAGAAACAGUGACCAUCAGCAAGGCCAUGGGAGGCUGGCAGCACUGCCUAACAGUGGUCCAACUGCUUCAGUGCCCAUCGUGAAGAACACAGGUGUGACAGAGCCACUUUACAGAAGCAGUCAGAAAAAAGAGAACCCCAGUUCCCAGAGCACUGUCAACUCUCCUGUAGAGAAGAAGAAGAGAGAGGAGACUGUCUUCCAAGUAAGCUACCCAUCCGCAUUCAGCAAGCUGAUCGCCUCAAGGCAAGUCAGCCCUCUGCUCACCUCUCAGUCUUGGUCUCCGAGGAGUAUGUCUCCAAACCUUUUGAAUAGAGCCUCACCACUUGCUUUCAACAUUGCCAAUCCCAGCAGCGGUGCUGACUGCCCAGACCCAUUUGCAAAUGGUGUUGACAUCCAGGUCAGCAAUGUGGACUACAGGCUGUCCCGGAAGGAGCUGCAGCAGCUCCUCCAGGAAGCCUUUUCCAAGCAUGGCCAGGUGAAGAGUGUUGAGCUCAGUCCCCAUACUGAUUACCAGCUCAAGGCCAUUGUGCAGAUGAGAAACCUGCACGAAGCAAUCUGUGCAGUGAACAGCCUCCAUAGGCACAAAAUUGGCAGCAAGAAGAUACUGGUCUCACUCUCCACAGGAGCUGCCAACAAGUCACUCUCUUUACUAAGCACAGAAACAAUGUCUAUUCUUCAGGAUGCUCCUGCCUGUUGCUUGCCUCUCUUUAAAUUUAUAGACAUCUAUGAAAAGAAGUAUGGACACAAGUUAAAUGUGUCUGAUUUAUAUAAAUUAACAGACACUAUUGCAAUCCGUGAACAGGGAAACGGGCGAUUGGUGUGUCUCUUACCUAGUAAUCAGGCCCGCCAGAGCCCCCUGGGCUCUUCCCAGUCACAUGAUGGCUCCUCCUCAAACUGCAGCCCAGUUCUGUUUGAAGAGUUGGAGUAUCACGAACCUGUCUGCAAGCAGCACUGCUCUAACAAGGACUUCAGUGAACUUGUGUUUGAUCCAGACUCUUACAAGAUUCCUUUUGUGGUUCUCUCUUUGAAAGUGUUCGCACCUCAAGUUCAUAGUCUUCUGCAGACCCACCAGGGCACUGUGCCUUUGCUAAGCUUUCCAGAUUGCUAUGCUGCGGAGUUUGGUGACCUAGAAAUUACGCAAGACAGCCACAAGGGUGUCCCCUUAGAGCACUUCAUCACCUGCAUUCCAGGAGUGAACAUUGCCACUGCUCAGAAUGGCGUCAAAGUAGUGAAGUGGAUUCACAACAAGCCCCCACCUCCCAACACUGACCCUUGGCUUCUUCGUUCUAAAAGUCCUGUGAGAAAUCCCCAGCUGAUUCAGUUCAGCAGAGAGGUCAUUGAUUUACUGAAGACCCAGCCAUCGUGUAUACUACCCGUCAGCAAUUUCAUCCCUUCAUACCAUCACCACUUUGGAAAGCAGUGCAGGGUUUCAGACUAUGGUUAUUCCAAGCUGAUUGAACUCCUAGAAGCUGUGCCUCAUGUGUUGCAGAUUCUUGGUAUGGGCUCCAAGCGUCUGAUGACCCUUACUCACAGGGCCCAGGUGAAGCGCUUUACUCAGGAUUUACUAAAACUUCUUAAGUCCCAGGCCAGCAAGCAGGUCAUCGUGAGAGACUUUUCACAGGCUUAUCAUUGGUGUUUCUCAAAGGACUGGGAUGUCACGGAAUAUGGUGUUUGUGACUUGAUUGAUAUAAUAUCAGAGAUCCCAGACACAACUAUUUGCUUGUCCCAACAAGAUGACGACAUGGUCAUUUGUAUCCGAAAAAGAGAACGAACUCAGGAUGAAAUAGAAAGGACAAAGCAGUUCUCCAAAGAUGUUGUGGACUUGCUGCGCCACCAGCCCCAUUUCAGAAUGCCCUUCAACAAGUUCAUUCCCUCUUACCACCACCACUUUGGCCGACAGUGUAAACUUGCAUACUAUGGAUUUACCAAGCUGCUUGAACUUUUGGAAGCCAUACCUGAGAUUUUACAAGUGUUGGAAUGUGGAGAAGAAAAAAUCCUGACUUUGACUGAAGUGGAGCGAUUCAAAGCUCUAGCCGCCCAGUUUGUUAAGCUUCUGCGGUCCCAAAAGGGUAACUGCCUUAUGAUGACAGAUCUGUUUACAGAAUAUGCUAAAACUUUUGGUUAUACAUUUCGUCUCCAAGACUAUGAUGUCAGUUCAGUCUCAGCUUUGACACAGAAGCUCUGCCAUGUUGUAAAGGUUGCUGAUAUGGAGUCUGGUAAACAGAUCCAGCUGAUCAAUAGGAAGUCUCUGCGGUCUCUCACUGCUCAGUUGCUGGUCUUGUUGAUGUCUUGGGAAGGGGAUGCUUAUCUUCCUGUUGAUGAGCUCAGGAGACAUUAUGAAACCACUCACAGCACUCCUCUCAACCCCUGUGAAUAUGGAUUCAUGACCCUGACUGAGCUACUGAAGAGUCUGCCGUACUUAGUAGAGGUUUGUACGAACGAUAAGGCAGAAGAGUAUGUGAAGCUCACAAGCCUGUACUUGUUUGCAAAGAAUGUGAGGUCUUUGCUUCAUACCUAUCACUACCAGCAGAUUUUUCUUCAUGAAUUUUCCAUGGCCUAUAACAAAUAUGUUGGAGAAACACUACAGCCCAAAACUUAUGGCUACAGUAGUGUGGAGGAAUUACUGGGAGCCAUCCCACAGGUGGUCUGGAUAAAAGGACAUGGUCAUAAGAGAAUUGUAGUGUUAAAAAAUGACAUGAAAAACCGCCUAAGCUCAUUUGACCUUUUCUCUGUCAAUCAUGAAGACCAGCCUGCAGUGAGCAGGCAGAUCCUGGCGGUGCCAGAAUCCCAUCUAGCCUCAGAACUCCAGCUCCGAACAGGACCCAGCCAGAUGGAGCAGGAGCUUCUGCACCUGGCCAGCAGCUCCCCCGUUGACCUGCUCUGUGCUCCUGUUCCUUCAUGCCUGCCAUCCCCUCAGCUAAGACCAGAUCCUGUCAUCCUGAAGCCCGCUGAUCUCAUUCAGUUUGAGGAACACCCUCAAGAGCCUUUGGGAGUUUUAGUUUUAAACCAAGAAGAAAAAUCAGAAGUUCCACUACCAGUGCAAAAGGGAAACCUGUCCUGUGACUCCUCACCCAGCAGCCCAGCAGCUUCUCCUGCUCCUCCUGGCCCCUCCUCAGAAGCCCCCAGGCCACUUUUCAGCAAGGAUGCAGUGGAAAGCCCAGCCAAAAAGCAGCCCAAAAAUAGAGUCAAAUUGGCAGCCAACUUUUCUUUUGCACCUGUAACCAAGCUUUAACUCCCAUUUGAACAUGGAAUUAAAUUAGGAUGGGGGAAAACUGUCUGACUCUACACACAAAAAUGGGCUUAAAAACCUCAUUUUAUAUCUUGACCCCAGAAGCCACUUUCAUUAAUGGCACCUAGGGAAAUGGUUGGGUUUUUGUUGUUGUUGUUGUUUUUUGUUUGUUUGUUUUUGUUUUUGUUUUAUUUUUAAACUUUUAGAUAAACAUGUUCUUCCUUUAUUUCUCCCACUUAUUUGAAAGAACUCUUCCAUUAAGGAAUCUGUAAUAUUUCACCAAAUUUUUCUAGACUGUUGUGAAUUGUGGUGGUUGGGAAGAAAUUCGCAGAGAUCACUCAGCAGGAAGUGGCUUGAGUCCCAUUGAGCAAUCUCCAUCAUUUGUUUAAGCAAAUGGAUUUGUGGUUGUUCGAGAAGCCAAGCAUGCCCAUGAGCCUGUGGGUCACACACUGGGGAAUGAGUGAGUGGCAGGAGAGCCAUUUUUAGGCUGACAGGAAAGUUCCUGGCUUCUAGGUGACUUGUUGGUGUGCCUUGUUUUUUAUGUAACUAUGUCUGGUUAACCAGUGUAGCUUCAUCCCAUUUUUUUAAACAUUUGCAUUUGGGGAUUCCAUUUAAGAGCUUUCUAGAAAGUUAUUUCAUGCUUCCCUUCUCUGUCUGUCCCAGUUUGAUAAGGAUAAGGUUAAGGAGAGGAGAUGGCCUCGAUGUCAUGUAUUUAAAGUCAGGGUUUAAAUGACACAUUGUGUGUUGAGAGGUGGCAAUGGUAAGAGUCUGAUUUUUUUAAACUAUGCAUUAAAUGUAUAAAUUGUAAAUCAGCUGAAGUGCUUCAAGAGGCGUGGGUUAGAUACUAUUGCCACUAAGAAGAGACCAGAGUUCUAUCUGUAAUGUGAAGGCCAAGUUUGAUCAGCCUAUCCUUGUUCUUGCGAUUUAAAAGUUGGCUGUAAAUCUGGGAAGCUCUCCAUGUGAAGAUGUGUGUCCAUGUUAGUUCAUCUGGACGUCUCUCAAUAGUGUGUGGUCUUUUCUGUCACUUCUCACUAUUGGAAGCGCGUUUGGGUUUUUGUUUUGUUUUUUUGUGGUGUCUGAUGUUGGCAUUUGAGAAAAGCCAGCCUUUGUGGGCACUGCCUUGUGGAAUGGCCUUCUCUCUGGGUGCCUGAGGUAUCCACUUAUGAGUGGCCUCUCACCCGUGUUAGAGAGACCUGACAUUUACAAUGGAUUGUAUCUGUUGGGCGAAAAAGGCAAAUCCAUUCAUGAGCAGAAAGAAACUGUUGGCACACAGUCUUCCACUAGUUAGAUGACUUCUUUGGUGGGAAAUGUUUAUAAUUUUUUUCUAGAAAGCCAGAAAAUGGAUUCUGAUUUCAUAGCCAGCAUUUUGAUAAAAAUGUCACAAAAUUAAAGGCUGUAGAGAGAUUUUUUUUUUACAAGUUGAUUUUUUUUUUUUUUUUUUUUUUUUUUUUUUUUUUUUUUUGCCAAAAUCUUUUAAAUGAAGCCAUUGAUUCCCAGUUCUUAGUAAUAUGACCUGCCCCGGAUGAGCUGCACUGGAAAUGUUGUGCAGGCUUGCCACUCUUUCUGUGCAAGCCUGAAGGUACUUUCUGUGCAGGCCUGGAAGCACUUCUUUCUGAGGCCUGAUAGCACUUCCUCUUUAAGGCCUCAUGGCACUUCCUCUGCGAUUUUAGUGCAUAGGAAGCAAAAUGGCACAUGUGCAAUUUCUUUAAGGCUUUUAAGCCGUAUAAUAGAGUUGGUGUUGAGAGUGUGAGUUGCCUUAUUUGCAGAUAUCCUAUGGCUAAGCCUGCCUGCUCAGACUUCAGGUUUGCAAGCAUAGAGGGAUUAUGGAUUUGAAAACACUAGAUGCCACUAAAGUUACUUGGAGUCAUCUCAAAGGUCAGGUUCUAUGGGCAGCAAAGAAUAGUUGUGUACAGUGAACGGGUAUGUGUUUGCCAUUUGCUGGAGUUGCCCAUAUGUUUGGAGUGUGUGUGACUAACCCUUACUAUUUAAAGAUGUGAAGACUUGAUUGGAAGCACGCUGAGUGUGGUGUGCCCACAGUGGCCAGUCCAAUCACUAUUUCAUCAUCCAGAGGCUUAGAUAAUGAUGCUAUGAUGUAUGCACGUGGAGAUGAUGAGACACUUUUUCUGCGUGGAAGGAUGUACCAGAUUAAAUUUAUCUGUUGAAAAGACAAAAGUUAUCACCAGAAUCCCCUUUCCAUCUUCCCAUCUUAUACUGUUUGCUUUUGAUGAGGCUUGGGGGACAAGUUUUUCUUAACUGUCUACUUUGUUUGAACAUUUUUGGGGGGUGGAGGGGGCGGGGAGGUUCAAGUGCUGUUUGUGUGUUGGGACCAAACAGUUGUCAAUAAACUUUAUGAGCAAUCAUCUGUAA